AUGUUGAACACGCUUUCUGCCAUGUUAUUGUUCGCCAACGCCCACUCGCCCAUCGUAGCCGGAUCUGCCUUGCCAUGCGUCCAUGACACCUUCUCUAGCAUUGCGCUACACAGCACUCAUAUCCGGCCAAUCAGCGCAAGCAUGGCUAAUGUGACAGCCCCCAAGACUAUGGCCAACUUUUGGCCUAUAGAAACGCCAAUCUCUGUCCAAGUGUGCAAUGCCACCGUCCAAUACACCCACCUAGGCUGGAACGACACCAUCAACACUUUUGUCCAUCUGUCUGUCUCGGUUGACUGGAAUGUACGUCUUCUUGGAACCGGAGGCAGCGGCUGGGCCACCGGCCAGAUUGCUGGCCUGGUGCUUCCUGCGACGAAAGGCUUUGUUUCUGUGGCGACUGACGGUGGCCAUUCCACGUCGCCGCUUGCGCCUGCUGCAGAUUGGGUCUUGGCAGCCAAAGUGAAUAUCAACUGGAACCUUUUGAACGAUUUUGCGUCUGUUGCGCUGGAUGAUGCAGCGAUACUGGGUAAAGAGGCUGUGGCUGCCUUCUACGGAUCACGCUCCAAUAAGAUAUAUUUUUUUAAAGCAGUUUAA
Molecule: messenger RNA, 591 nt
Organism: Fusarium oxysporum Fo47
Lineage: Eukaryota; Fungi; Ascomycota; Sordariomycetes; Hypocreales; Nectriaceae
Exons: 1
Coding region: 1-591 (196 amino acids)
Source: RefSeq, a predicted model, not a curated record